This is a messenger RNA of Wallemia mellicola CBS 633.66, 1284 nucleotides long. RefSeq names its product HECT-domain-containing protein. The record is from RefSeq and is a predicted model, not a curated record. The coding region runs from base 1 to 1284 and encodes 427 amino acids. Gene Ontology annotation, molecular function: ubiquitin protein ligase activity. The transcript has 4 exons. Lineage: Eukaryota; Fungi; Basidiomycota; Wallemiomycetes; Wallemiales; Wallemiaceae. Gene Ontology annotation, biological process: protein polyubiquitination; ubiquitin-dependent protein catabolic process.
AUGGUCGAUGUCAAUAACUCAUCUAGUCGCAACAGCCGAAGAAUCAAGAAUACUAAAAGUCUGUCGAAGCAGCAGCUCGCGCAGGUUUCACCAAAACUGGGUAUUCUCAAUAACAUACCUUUCGUCAUUCCAUUUGAUUCACGGGUUAGCAUUUUGAGAGAGCUAAUAAGGUAUGACGAGAUACGGAACAACGUGGAUAGCUACUUUGAUCAAGUGAAGGCUGAUAUUAGACGCGAUAACGUCGCUGAAGAUGGGUUCAAUCAGCUUAACAUCCCUGGUGACCAACUUAAAGGGAAAGUUUUCAUUCGUUUCUUCGAUCAAUGGGGAAUUCCAGAAGUUGGUGUCGACGGAGGUGGUCUUUUUAAAGAGUUUUUAACAUCUCUGGCAAAGGAGGUAUUUGACACUGACCGGGGACUCUGGUUGUCUAGUGAAAAAAGACUCCUGUAUCCUAAUCCCCACUCCUAUGCCAAGGAGCCAUCUCAGCUCGACUGGUAUAGAUUCUUAGGGAAGAUUAUUGGUAAGGCCCUUUAUAGUGGUAUACUACUCGAUGUUGGCUUUGCCGAAUUCUUCUUGGCGAAAUGGAACGGCCGUCAGUCUCAUCUUGAUGACCUUGCAUCGCUCGAUCCACAACUCUACGAUGGUCUACUCUAUCUUAAAAACUACCCGGGCGACCCACAGGAUUUGGCCCUGACUUUUGCUGCUUCCGAAGAGGAAUUUGGUGCAACUCGCACGAUAGAUCUCAUACCAAAUGGCCAGAACAUCCCAGUGACGAGGGAUAACAAAAUACAGUACAUCCAUCUAAUCUCACAUUAUCGUUUGAACACACAAAUAGAGCCACAAUGUAAGGCUUUCUUCCAGGGUCUUUCAAGUAUCAUUGACAACAAAUGGUUGAGAAUGUUCGAUCAGCAGGAAUUAGGAGUAUUGAUAGGUGGUGCAGAGAGCGAUAUUGACCUUGAUGAUCUCAAGAUUCACACAGUCUAUAAUAACUACAGUGAGGCAGAUGAAGUUAUCAUUAACUUCUGGUCUGUUGUGCGCUCAUUUAACCAGCGCCAGAGAGAGCAACUUCUGUCAUUCGUUACUUCAUGUCCCCGGGCGCCGUUAUUGGGAUUCAGAGAAUUGAGACCAUUCUUUGCCAUAUCAAAGGCUUCAGAUGAUGACUCCUGGUUACCUACGGCGAGCACCUGCGUGAAUAUGCUAAAGUUACCAGCCUACUCGAACAAACAGAAGCUUAAAGAGAAACUUCUCGCUGCAAUUACUUCAGGGGCAAGGUUCGAGAUUACCUAG